This is a messenger RNA of Jatropha curcas, 1681 nucleotides long. RefSeq lists its product as uncharacterized. Gene Ontology annotation, molecular function: protein binding. NCBI's taxonomy places the organism in Eukaryota, Viridiplantae, Streptophyta, Magnoliopsida, Malpighiales, Euphorbiaceae. The record is from RefSeq and is a predicted model, not a curated record.
UGUUCAAACAUAAUUCAAUACAAAUGUUAAAUAUAUUUAAACUUAAUAAUCUAAAUUACGUAUAAAAAAAAAGGAGGUGAAAUGUAAAAUCAUGGCUAUGUGAGAGGGAUUCAGAGAUUGAGGUUUAUUGAUAGGGUUAGGUAUAAGAUCUCUAUAAGAGAUUCAUGGACUUUACUCAUGUAUAUGUAUUUUUAAUUUCAUUAAUUUAAUUUAUAAAUGGAUUAUAAACCUGUUCUAGAUAAGGUUUCCUUUUUUUUAAAUUCCUAUAUAAGAAAAAAAGAAGAGGUAAAAACAGAGUAAAGAGAGAAUGGGAGUACGGGAAGUCAUGGAAGAAGUGAUUGCUGAAUUCAGUGACCAAGAAGAAGUAAAAACUGUUAUGGAAGAAGCAAUCAGUAAACUCACUAUCAAAGAAGAACAAACAGAUAUAAUCAGGGUACUAAGGGAUCGUCCACCUGCUCACUAUCUGUUUAAGAUCGAAAACUUCUCUAAACUUUCUGAUGCAAAGGUCGAGAAUUUUCAAUCAAGUGAUUUUGAAGUUGGCGGAUACAAAUGGAGGCUGUCUCUUUACCCUGAGGGAAAUAAGAAAAAAAACGAAGAUAACCACCUAUCUCUAUAUUUAGCACUAUCCAAUUCAAAUGGAUUACCCUUCCACAGUUCGGUUAAUGCUUUCUUCAAGUUGUUUGUUUAUAAUCAAAUUCAAGACAAGUAUUUGGCUGUUCAAGAUGGUAAGGAAACAGAAAGGCGUUUUCGUGGAAUGAAAACAGAAUGGGGGUUUGACCAAUUUAUUUCGCGUGAUGCUUUUAAUGAUGCUUCAAAUGGAUACCUUAUUGACGAUUGUUGUGUAUUUGGAGCUGAGAUUUACAUAAUGGAAGAAUGUACUGGUAAAGGUGAGUGUAUGUCUAUUGUGAAGGAGCUUGCUAACAACACCUUCACUUGGAAUGUUCAAAUUGAGCUAAACAGAGAAAAUUAUAGGUCCGAGGUGUUUGAUAUUGGGGGGCAUAAAUGGAGUUUAUCGCUUAAUCUCAAUGGGUAUGGAACAGCAAGAGGUAAAAGCUUGUCCGUGUUUUUAUUCUCAGAAGAUUCAGACAUAAAGGUUGAUGCUGAGUACAUUCUGCGUGUAAGGGAUCAACUAUCUGAAAAACAUCAAGAAAAAAAAGCUACACAUCAAUUCAGUACUAAAUCCAACAAUUGGGGUUACAGUGAUCUACUUCCUCUUAGAGAUCUCAAUGAUACAUCAAAGGGAUUCAUAGUUGGUAAUACCGUGAUUGUUGAAAUCCAAAUGCUUUUCAUGACAGUGGUCAAGGAGUUCUCUUGAAGCUAUUGUUGUACUAGACUUUUGCCAGUUCUCUUGAAGAUAUUGUGUGUUUGGGGAUCUUGGAAAGCAUCUUCUUCUUCAUCCUGCUGACCAGCUUCGAGAUUUUUUGUGUUGAGACUUGCAGGAUCUUGCUUAGCAUAGGCUGAUGUCUAUGACUUCGCUUUUGAUGUGUUUUCCUUUUGCGGUUUUCCCUUCCUCUGUAUCCAAAAAAUUUGUAAAAGAAACAGAAAAAAUAGGAAAUAACUUUUCAGGGUCUUGUUAUUUGGCAUUUCGGCCGAAUGAUAGAUCCCGAAUAAUAAAUAAUAAAAAAAACAACAGCAAAUAUAAAUUUUAGGUUGAUGUUUAUAAAGAUAAUUGGAUUUUACA